Molecule: messenger RNA, 1795 nt
Organism: Mugil cephalus (flathead mullet)
Lineage: Eukaryota; Metazoa; Chordata; Actinopteri; Mugiliformes; Mugilidae
Product: kidney mitochondrial carrier protein 1
Exons: 9
Coding region: 181-1041 (286 amino acids)
Biological process (GO): mitochondrial transport
Cellular component (GO): mitochondrial membrane
Source: RefSeq, a predicted model, not a curated record
GACAACCCCGGGGGAAGGAGGAGGGGAGACGUGUACGCGGGGCUGGCCUCCUCCAACGCCGGCUGAAAUUAAAACGCUGCACGCUAAGGUACCAGCUGUCGACGUUAUAUUGCCCCCACCUCCUCCAAUUGCUUGUUCGCCGGGAACAUUUCACUGUGACUCGGUAAAGGAAAGGAGAACAUGUCUACCGUAAACUGGAAGCCCUUUGUUUUCGGCGGACUAGCUUCUGUGACAGCGGAAUGCGGGACCUUUCCAAUCGACCUGGCCAAGACCCGUCUUCAAGUCCAAGGCCAAGUGGGCGACAUCAAAUACCGAGAGAUUCGCUACAGAGGCAUGCUUCAUGCUAUGAUGAGGAUAGGAAGAGAGGAGGGGCUCCGGGCACUGUAUUCUGGAAUUGCUCCUGCCAUGCUGCGACAGGCCUCCUAUGGGACCAUAAAAAUUGGCACAUACCAAAGCUUUAAGCGACUAUUGGUUGACAGACCAGAGGAUGAGACUUUGCUGACUAAUGUGGCGUGCGGAGUUCUCUCUGGAGUCAUCUCCUCCUCCAUUGCCAAUCCCACUGAUGUGCUGAAGAUCCGCAUGCAGGCUCAAGGAAGAGUGAUCCAGGGCAGUAUGAUGGGCAACUUCAUAAACAUCUAUCAGGAGGAGGGAACGCGAGGACUAUGGAAGGGCGUCUCCCUGACGGCGCAGCGGGCAGCCAUCGUGGUCGGGGUCGAGCUUCCAGUCUAUGACAUCACCAAGAAGCACCUGAUCAUGUCGGGUUACAUGGGGGACACCGUGUACACACACUUCUUGUCCAGCUUUGUGUGCGGUCUGGCUGGGGCUUUGGCCUCAAAUCCUGUGGAUGUGGUCCGGACGCGCAUGAUGAACCAGAGAGGAGGAGCGCUGUACCAGGGAACAGUAGACUGUCUGCUGCAGACGUGGCGCUCCGAGGGCUUUAUGGCACUCUACAAAGGUUUCUUUCCUAACUGGCUCCGCCUGGGACCAUGGAACAUCAUUUUCUUCCUCACCUAUGAACAGCUGAAGAAGAUCGAUGAGUGAUGUGGGGGAAAAUGGCAACUAGAAGAGAUGACUGUGAGGGAAGCUCCAAGAAGAGCUGUGAAGACCAAAUUCAGGAAUGGCCGGACGAUGAUGGAUACUUGAUGGAAGCAACGAGGACAGUGGGUAGACAAAUGGCAGAAUGAGAAUUUGUCUGAUUCCUGUUUUGGCUCAAUGCCUCCUGAAGCCUGCAGCAAGUGUGGAGACUGUGACACAUACAAACACGCAAACACUCAUCUGAUGUUAUAACUCGAAUGCUUCUUAAAGCUUAACCGCUCAUUUAAAUUUGAUAUCCCUGAGAUUUAUGUAAUCUGAUUGGCUGACAAGGAGCUCGGUGAGAAUUUUAAGAUGCAGCAGCAGUCAGUCCCAGACACUUGCUUACAUCAGUCAGAGGCUGGAUCUGAUGUCACGAGGAACACACAGGCAGGCUUCCAGACGUCUGCAGUCCAAGUGCUCUCCCGACUGAGUGCCUUAGUUUGUGGUGCAGCCUGCCCAUGCUGCAUAUUGACUGAGAAUGUAAGACAGCAGCUGACAAUCGGCACGACCAUUCCCUUUUUAAAAGACAGAUGUUUUGUACGCAACCAACUCGGGACUGGAUGUGGUGUCUUUUUUUUCUUCUUUUUUUCUAAAUUGAAAGACUAGUGUGUGUGGAAAGGUGAAAUUAUUCAUUAUUCUAAGAAUCUCCCAUAAGUAUUAACAGAGUAAAGAGCCAAGAAAAGAUCCUGAUGUACUGUAAUAAAUAACAGUCACAUAAUCA